GUUGGGGAGGGGUACGCUUUUAUAAGAAACAGACAUGCUCUCUGCAAUUUGUGUUUUUGCCUGCUCCUUCUGUUUCGCUCCCUCUUCUUUCUCUCUCUAACUCUGUUUUCUUUUUUUGGUUUUCUGGUUCUGGUUGUUCGGUUUCGGUUCGUUGUUUUUCUCUCUGUUUUUUUGAGCUGCUGCUGGCAAGCUUUUGGCAUGCUCUAUUAAAACAAAAAAAAAAAAAACAACAAAAGCAAGAGAGAAAAAAAAAAAAAAAGAGUUAUCAAAGGAUUUUUGAGAGAGCUAAAGAGGGACAGAACUCUGCAGAGGAUUAAUUAUUUUUUUUUUUAUUUUUAUUUUUUGUUGGCUUUCAACUGGGUGUUUGGAAAGGAAGAAUUUUGACUAGGUGUUUUUUUUUUUCCUUUCUUUUUUCGGUUUAAUUUGGUUUUUCUUUCUUCUGGGGUGAUAGAGAAAGAUGCAGUAGAAGAUGAUGAUGUUUUGGACUGUGAUGAUUGGAGGAAUGUGUUUAAGAGGUUGAGAUUGGAAGCUUUCAAUUUAAUUCCUGCAACUCAGAUUCCAUUUCAAGCCCAUUUUUUUAUUAUUUUUUGGAGGUUUAAUUUUGGAAUGAAUUUAUUGGGCGUGGAAUUCAAGGUAAACUUCAUUUUGCCUGGUUGAGCUUCAUUUAAGGAAGAGAAAAGAAAAAAAGAAAAGAAAAAAAGAAAAAAAAAAUUAUUAAGAAAGUUGCUUUUUGUUCGUAUGAUUAGGAGCAAUUGUUGUAAGCUGGGCAUGCAAGGAAUUUGAGCUUUGGACGAACUAUUUCCUGGAUUUUUUUUUUUUAAAAGGAAAUAUUGUUUGUUUCGUAAGAAAGUUUGUUUAAUUGGAAAAAAAUGGCUUCCAACCCGUCGUCGGAAAUGCAUGAGCCGAGCAUCGAUACCGAUAAGUUAAGCUACGAGAUAUUCUCGAUUCUGGAGAGCAAAUUCCUAUUUGGCUAUGAUGAUCAGAAGCUCUGGGUUCCCAAACAGAUCUCUUCUCCGACCACCGAAUCCAAACCUGAAACUAUACCUCAAACGCUCGCCUCCGAUACCGGCGUCUCGGCGAUCAAAAACCAGAGGGGCAAAAUUUGCAUACUCAGCAUCGACGGCGGAGGCAUGCGUGGAAUUCUCUCCGGUAAAGCCCUAGCCUAUCUCGAACACGCGCUCAAGGCGAAAUCGGGCAAUCCCGACGCUCGAAUCGCCGACUACUUCGACGUCGCCGCCGGUGCCGGUUUCGGCGGCAUUUUCACGGCGAUGCUGUUCGGAACCAGAGACCAAAACCGUCCGAUUUUCAAAGCCGAAGACACAUGGAAGCUCUUGGCCGAGCAAGGGAGGAAGUUUUACCGUUCGCCGGCAGGUUCAGGCUCAAGCACCGGCGGUGGUUCCGGUUUCUUUCGGAAGCUUCGCCGGAGCACCGGAGGUUCUUCGACGAGCUCGUCCACGGCCGGUCUGGAAAAAGCCAUGAAAGAAGCUUUCGAAGACAAAGACAAGAAAAGCUUGACUCUCAAAGACACGUUGAAGCCCGUUCUGAUACCUUGCUACGACCUGUCCAGUACGGCGCCGUUUUUGUUCUCCAGAGCCGACGCGCUCGAGACCGACAGUUUCGAUUUCCGGCUCUGGGAAGUCUGCCUCGCCACGUCAGCCGAACCGGGUAUGUUCGAACCGGUUCAAAUGCGCUCCAUCGAUAAACAGACACGGUGUUUGGCCGUCGAUGGCGGUUUAGCCAUGAGCAACCCGACGGCGGCGGCGAUCACGCACGUGCUCCACAACAAACAGGAAUUCCCGUUCGUGCGAGGGGUUGAGGACCUUUUGGUACUUUCCAUAGGGACUGGUCAGCUUCUUGAAGUGAGCUUCGAGCACGAGCAGGUAAGGAAAUGGAAGGCCAAAGAAUGGGCCCGACCAACGGCUCGAAUCGCCAGCGACGGUUCGGCUGACAUGGUGGACCAAGCCGUAGCCAUGGCCUUCGGUCAGUGUCGAAGUAGUAAUUACGUGCGAAUUCAGGCAAAUGGGCCAAGCUUGGGACGGUGCGGACCGAAUGUAGAUACAGACUCAAGUCCGAGUAACGUAAAAAUGCUGCUUGGACUAGCAGAAGAGAUGCUAAAACAGAAAAAUGUUGAAUCAGUACUAUUCGGUGGUAAGAGGAUUGUUGAACAGAGCAAUUUUGAGAGGCUUGAUUGGUUUGCUGGGGAACUGGUGCUAGAGCAUCAGAGGAGGAGUUGCAGAAUAGCUCCCACUGUUGCUUUCAAGCAGGCUACUCCAAGAACAACCUAGAUAACAUCUAGCAACAAAAAUCAAAACCCAACAACUAAAAAAGGGGAAAAGAGACAUUGGAGAAAACAAUAAAAGAAAUGGGGAAAAAAAGGUCAUAUGUUUAUAGUUGCUUUUUUUUUUUUUAUAUUUUAUAUUUUUAUUUUUUUAGUGGUGAUAGGAAGAAAAGAAGAGCUGGGGGAAGGGAAUAGACUGAAAAGGACAAGUACUGUAAAAAAGAUGCAAGAUCUUAGUGCGAUACUUUGCCUACCUUAGGACAGGCAUUGGUGGUGUCCACUCCAACCUUUCUACAAUGGCACAGAACCAAAAGAAUAGAAAAGUGAAAGAGUUCAAAAAAGCUUUUGAAGGUCAAACAAGUAUCAGGUGUGAAUCUAUUGAUUUUUAAAUUUGCUACUUUACCUUAGGGUGGGAAAACAGAACUGUUUCCAUAUAUUUCCUUUACCCUUUUACCAUCAUAAUUUUUUUUUUUUUUUAAUGUUUUCCACUAUCUUUUCCUUUUUUCGUCAUUUCAUCCCUAGUCUCAAGAAACUUGAGUGUGGGACUGUUGGAUGGUGGGCAACCUUCUGAUUGAAACCCAGAAAAUAUAGCCAAAGUUCUUUGUCCGUCUUUGGUUUUUUUUUUUUUUUUUUUUUUUUGGAAAGUAUAUUUUUCUUAGUUCAGUAUAGAUUGUAGUGGAGGAGAAGAAUUGUAAGAAUGGGUAUCUUCCUAAAGAAACAGCAGAUUAUAUAUCUCUUGAAUGGGGAUUGAUUGGUGGGCCAUUAUGGAUCAGUAGUCAUUUGGAACCCUUUUCUAUAGGGGUGAAAAAAGAAAAAGAAAAAGAAGAUAGUAAAUUCUUGUACACUGUACUGUAUCAUACAGGAUUGAAAGGUCCUCCAUUUGGAAUUACUCUUUUGACAUUUUGGUGAUUGUUUAAAAGCUUAGAGCAAGAAAUUUCAACUUUUUUUUUUUGGUUGGUUGUAUAUGUUUGUAUUACAAGUAGUAUUGGUUGAUGGUUUGGAUUUU
Molecule: messenger RNA, 3284 nt
Organism: Ziziphus jujuba (common jujube)
Lineage: Eukaryota; Viridiplantae; Streptophyta; Magnoliopsida; Rosales; Rhamnaceae
Product: patatin-like protein 6
Exons: 3
Coding region: 870-2285 (471 amino acids)
Biological process (GO): lipid metabolic process
Source: RefSeq, a predicted model, not a curated record